This is a messenger RNA of Chlamydomonas reinhardtii, 2163 nucleotides long. RefSeq lists its product as uncharacterized. The record is from RefSeq and is a predicted model, not a curated record. The transcript is spliced from 3 exons. Bases 97 to 2067 code for a protein of 656 amino acids. NCBI's taxonomy places the organism in Eukaryota, Viridiplantae, Chlorophyta, Chlorophyceae, Chlamydomonadales, Chlamydomonadaceae.
CAUCCUUACAAGGUUGAACAGGGGCAGACGCGGUGACCCACCCUGAACCUCCUCCACUUCACAAAGCGCGCCACCCGCCGUCCAGAUGGCAACAAAAUGCUCCAGCUUAGCCGCCUUGAGCUGUGCGGUGCCCCGCAACUUGCCAGCCUCCUCGCCCAGUUCAGUCUGGUGGACCCUUGGGCGAGCAAGCGUGGCGGCGCCAAGGGCUACACGCAUCCGGCCACGCCCAAGCCGGCCUCUCCCGCACGCCUGGAUCGGUGGUAUGUCAGUUCCACCGCGGCGCCGUGGGUGCUGGAUGUCGCACGCACGUAUGGGGCGCCUGGGGACCACAACGGUGUGCUGCUCACCCUGUCCUUGCCCGACCUGCCACAUGCGCACCGGGAGCAGUGGCGCUUCCCCACAUACCUGCUGUUUCACCCCUCGCUGCGUCUGGAGCUCGAGCAGCGCUUGGAGGCGCACGCUGCCGCAAAUCCUGUGACCAGUACAGGUGACGGCGCUUGCACGCAAUGGGAGGCGGACAAGUUCUUCUUGCGGGAGGCCGCCACCAGCAUCCACCGUCGGCAUGCACGCCAGACCCGGGACGGGCUGCAUGGCGUGGUGCUGGCCGCAGACGCGGCCGCUGCCCUGGCCGACCGGCCGGGAGCCAGCGCCGCGCAGCGUCAGGCUGCGGCCAUGGCCAACUUGGCGGUGCGGGAGGAGCGGGCAGCUGCUGCAGCGGCCAGCCACAAUGCCCGCGCUGCACUGAUGAAGGAGCAUGGGGAGCGGGGCACUCGCUGGUUCCAUCGGCAGGCUGACGAGCCAGCAGCCGGCGCGCAGGAGCCCAUCACGCACUUGAAGGUGCCGGGGCAACCGGCGCCUGUGGCGCUCACGGGGCCGGGCACGCGCAACACUGUCUCCGCAGCCGCUGCAGCCAUGUACAGCAGCACCAGCCCCACCGGCCUGUUCCGCGUGCAGCCGGUCUGUACGGCGUCGCAGCAACAGCUUCUGGCGGCCAUUGACCGCAAGGUUCCGGCGGAUCUGCAGGCCGCCGCAGAGGGGUCCGGUGACGGCGCCCUCAGUGAUGCCGAGCUGAUGGCAGCGCUGGCUGGCUCCGCCAAUGGUAAAGCGCCUGGGUCGGACGGGGUCCCGUACGAGGUGUACAAGGUUUUUUGGGCGCUGCUGGGUUCGCGCUUGUGUGCUGCUGCUGCCGCUGCCUUUGCUGCCGCUGCAGACGCCCACGAUGGCGGUGAAAUGGCGGCGGCGCUGCCCGCCUCCUGGCGGGAGGGCAUCAUCACCCUCAUCUACAAGGGCAAAAGCCUGGACCGCGCCGAGCUGGCGUCCUACCGGCCCAUCACGCUGCUCAACUGCGACUUCAAGAUGGUGUCCAAGGCCGUCAGCGCCCGCCUGCAGCCCGCCCUGGAUGCAGUUGUGGAUGAGCUGCAGACCGCGUUCAUCACCCUGCCCCUGUUCAACCUUGGUGGAGCGCUGUACUUCUUGGACAUUGAAAAGGCGUAUGACCGGGUGCACCGGCAGUGGCUGUAUGCGUCCGCGGAGGGACUUGGGUUUGGGCCGCGCAUGCUGCGCUGGAUCCGCCUGCUCACUGCCAACGGCUCUGCCCGCGUGUGUGUGAACGGGAUGCUCUCUGACGCCUUCCCAGUGCUGAACGGCUUGCCGCAGGGCAGCACCGCCUCACCACCCCUGUGGGUCAUCCAGAUGCAGCCACUGACGUCCUUUCUGCGGCGGCAGGUGGAGCAAGGGGCACUGCGCACGCCCCUGUUACCCAGCGGCGAGCAGGCGCCGCCUGCUGCCCACCACGCUGACGACACGACCCUCACGGCGCGCGACCCGGCGGUGGACGGGCCGGUCCUGAUGGCGGCAGUACAGCUGUUCUGCCGCGCGUCCAACGCCCGUGUCCAUCCGGACAAGAGCAAGGCCAUGGGCCUUGGCAGGUUUGCGCACCUGACGGGCCCUUGCCCACACACGGGGGUGCCGUUUACCACUGGCGCCGUGACGCACCUGGGUGUGCCCCUGUCGUGGGACUCGGAUGUGGCUGCAGCUUUGUUUGAGGAAUCAUCCUUACAAGGUUGAACAGGGGCAGACGCGCUGCCCCCCUGCUGCCUGAAAGCAGCCUGGUCCCCGAGACCAGAACCCUGACAGGGCAAGAAGAGAAGAAAAGAGAAGAGA